Messenger RNA from Phycodurus eques (leafy seadragon), 1049 nucleotides. It is a transcript of the gene ormdl2, whose product is annotated as ORMDL sphingolipid biosynthesis regulator 2. Bases 68 to 529 code for a protein of 153 amino acids. Gene Ontology annotation, cellular component: endoplasmic reticulum membrane. The transcript has 4 exons. The record is from RefSeq and is a predicted model, not a curated record. Lineage: Eukaryota; Metazoa; Chordata; Actinopteri; Syngnathiformes; Syngnathidae. Gene Ontology annotation, biological process: ceramide metabolic process; intracellular sphingolipid homeostasis; negative regulation of ceramide biosynthetic process.
GGGACAGCCCAAGAGGGCGGGGUCUAACCUCAAUUUAUUUCCUGGUCGGCAAUAACAACACGAGAAGAUGAACGUGGGCGUGGCUCACAGCGAGGUCAACCCCAACACGCAGGUGAUGAACAGCCGAGGGAUCUGGCUGGCCUACCUGCUGCUAACUGUCGUGCUGCACGUGGUCCUGCUCAGCAUUCCCUUCUUCACCGUGCCACUCGUAUGGACCCUCACCAACGUCAUACACAACCUGGUGAUGUACCUGUUCCUGCACACGGUGAAGGGCACGCCCUUCGAGACCCCCGAUCAGGGCAAAGCCCGUCUGCUCACACACUGGGAACAGAUGGACUAUGGCGUCCAGUUCACAGCUUCGCGCAAAUUCCUCACCAUCUCGCCAAUCGUUCUGUAUAUUCUCGCCAGUUUCUACACAAAGUACGGCGCGACACAUUUCCUCAUCAACACGUGCUCGCUCUUGAGUGUCCUCUUGCCAAAGUUGCCUCAAUUCCACGGAGUGCGAAUAUUCGGAAUCAAUAAAUACUGACAGAACUAAAUAAACCCUGGAAUGUAACAACUCCAAACACUGGACUUUUUGUUUUGUUCUUACGUUAUUACUCUUAUGUAUGAAAUCUGUUUGUGCUGUCUGUGUGGAGCCAUAAAUGGAAUUGCUGUUUGCGACGAGGUGCCGCUUGUGUUUCAUGGAAAUUUAAUUAUUCUUAUCGGAGGGUUUUAUUCAGUGACACAUCAUUUGUUCUUACUCUGGACGAAGCAACACUUAACCUGCAGAUUUGAUCAUUACUUUAGGAAUAUUGCUCGCUAACUCUUUUUUUGCCCCAUUUUUGGAGUUCUUCAUCUGUUGUGCAUAUGAUGAUCUUGAAAGCUGAUUUGAAAUAGUUUGUCUACCAGAAAAGGGUCCAAGUUUGUAAACUGUACACACGUGACUAUUAAUGUGAAUUGUUAUUUCCAUCCAUUGCGGAAUUGCAGCAUUUUUGUGUUUUUCCCCAGCUGUUCAGUGAACUAUUCCUGUUUGCAUUUUACACAUCAGCAAUAAAGCUUCACUUUGC